UUAUAACGCUUCAUCCAAAGGCAUAUCAUCCACAUCAAUAUGUCUAGCUUCGUAGCUGUUGACUAUGUUGUUUUCUGUAUUACUAUUGCGAUUUCUCUUGGCAUUGGUGUCUACUAUGCCAUUGCUGGCCAGAAAACCACCUCCGAAUAUCUUGUCGGAGGUCGACAAAUGAAAAUUCUACCCGUGGCAAUCUCUCUCAUGGUUUCGUUUGAAUCCUCCAUUAUGAUGUUAGGAUUUCCCGCGGAAACUUAUGUUUAUGGAAUGAUGUUUUGGUUGUCUAAUUUCGGAUUUCUUGCCUCGUGUAUUAUGGCUACCCGCAUGGUCGUGCCACUUGUACAUCCAUUGAGAAUUACCAGCAUAAAUGAGUAUUUUGAAUUACGAUAUAACAGCCGAUAUGUGCGGUUGCUGAAUCUGACGUUAGGGUACAUUAAUUACAUUUUAUACAUGGGCAUUGUGUUGUUUGGUCCUGGUAUUGCCCUGGAAUCAGUGACAAACUUUCCUAUGUGGGCUUCUACUCUAGUAGUAGCUGUAUGUUCGGUGAUAUACACAUCCAUCGGUGGAAUAAAAGCAGUGAUAUGGACAGAUGUAUUUCAAAGCCUUGUCAUGUUCAUGGGUAUAUUUGCCAUUCUUAUAAAGGGCACAAUGGUUGCCGGUGGCGUAUCAAAUGUAAUCGAGAUUAACAAAAAUACAGGAAGAUUAGAUAUGUUCAAUUUUGACCCGGAUCCUACAGUCCGACAUACGUUUUGGAGCCUUGUUAUUGGCAGUUGUCUUCGUAUGGCGAGUCUCAACAUCGGACAAACCUCGGUACAAAGAAUUGUAUCCACGCCCACCGAGAAAGCUGCUAAUAGAGUGCUCUUUUUAGCUGGACCUGCUUUCUUCAUUACCCUCACUUUGGCCACUCUAGAGGGAGCCGUGGCUUAUGCGUACUUUUCCUCCCUUGGUUGUGAUCCUCUCAAGUCCAAAAGAAUUUCCAACCCAAAUCAGGUUGUGCCAUUCAUGGUUUUAGAGAUUUUCAAAGAUGCUCCAGGAAUGGCUGGGCUGUUCAUGGCCUCCCUUUUCAGCGCAUCAUUGAGUACACUUUCCUCGGGGUUGAGUAGUCUCUCAGCUUUAGCCAUUGAAGAUGUCGUCAAACCAAAGUUUAAGUCCUUGUCAGAAAGAUCGGUGACAUUAAUAGCAAAAUUAUCAGUUGUGGUUAUUGGUGCUCUCUGCGUCGGGGUGUCCUUUCUUAUAGCAAAGAUUAAAGGACCAAUGUCGCAGAUAACAUUCAGCGUUCUUGCUGCCUUUGGUGGUCCUGCAUCUGGACUAUUCCUUUUCUCCGUGUUUUGUACUUGGGGAAAUGCAAAGGGAGCUAUCAUAGGAACACUGCUUACUGCAGUUAUCGGAUUGUGGAUUACUAAUGGACAAAACUUCUCCACAACCCUUAAACGUACUCCGGGACUGCCACCAGGACCAACAGACAAAUGUUACGAUAUGACGUCACUGUCAAAUAUGACGGUUAUGAGUACAACCAUGAUGCAGAACACUUCUUGGACAGAUUAUUACACCACAGAAACAACAACUGAUUUUCUCACAGCAUCGAUUCAACAAAAACCGCAAGGUUUGGACCGUUUCUAUUCUUUAUCAUACCAAUGGCUCACUGGAUUCCUUAUCAUUGUAUCCCUGAUAUUGUGUUCAUUGGCCAGUAUAAUAGUGGGUCGUCCUGAUCCGGCCACGGUAGAUGUUCGUUAUGUUCUUCCAUUUUUUGACCAGUUCUUUCCAUUUUUACCGAAAAAAUUGCGAAAGAAGUUGUACGGAGGGGUACCUUUUGAAAAGAGAGAAGAAUUGAUUAAGAAAUUGUUAGAAGAAAAGGAAAAGGAGAAUGAAAUUGAAGUACCGGAAGUUUUAGAUAAACGUAAUGGCGGUAGCAAAGAACACGUGGAAAACAGACCUGGGGAGUCUUCUUCAUUAAUGCUAAAUGAUGAAUUUCAAAAAGAACAGGCAGAUAUCCCAGCAGAUGAAGUAGUUUUAUUAAACAUUUCAACGGCUAAAAAAAAUUCUGUAUGAAAAUGGAUGAUUAACUUAUGUCGCAUUGUUAUGCAAUAUUUCAUAUAAACUCAAGUUAUUAAAAUUUCA
This is a messenger RNA of Saccostrea cuccullata (small rock oyster), 2112 nucleotides long. RefSeq names its product sodium-coupled monocarboxylate transporter 1-like. Gene Ontology annotation, biological process: transmembrane transport; sodium ion transport. The coding region runs from base 40 to 2043 and encodes 667 amino acids. NCBI's taxonomy places the organism in Eukaryota, Metazoa, Mollusca, Bivalvia, Ostreida, Ostreidae. Gene Ontology annotation, cellular component: membrane. Gene Ontology annotation, molecular function: symporter activity. The record is from RefSeq and is a predicted model, not a curated record. The transcript is spliced from 16 exons.